Molecule: messenger RNA, 840 nt
Organism: Ruditapes philippinarum (Manila clam)
Lineage: Eukaryota; Metazoa; Mollusca; Bivalvia; Venerida; Veneridae
Exons: 3
Coding region: 1-840 (279 amino acids)
Source: RefSeq, a predicted model, not a curated record
AUGAGCAUUGAAGGGACAGAUCUUUGUGUCCUUUGUAACAAGGCAGAUGGUGGCGAAACAUCAACACUGAGGGAGAAAGGGUGUGAAGGGUUAAUGACAGCAAGUAAACUGAGAGGAGAUGAGCUAAACGUAGUUCCUGGGAUGGUUGUACAUCAAGAAUGCAGAAGAAAAUAUUGCCACCCGAACAGUCAGCGAACCGUACAAUGCAACGAAAAUCAGAUAUCAAGCCCAAGUACAAGACAAUCUUGUAAAAGUCGCUUUGACUUUCAAACUAACUGUUUGUUUUGUGGCAGCAAUGCAAAGUUCAAAGACCGUAAAAAGGGUUAUGGUGUGUUUCCUCUUAGAACUUUAGAAUUUCAGUCUAGUAUUAAAGAUAUUUGUAAAAAACGAUGUGAUGAGUGGGGUAAAAUUGUAUUGGGGCGCAUUGAGUUUGCACAGGAUCUCCCGGCUGUUGAGGCAAGGUACCAUCAGACAUGUUGUGCUAAUUUUAGGUCAGGAUGUAAUAUUCCUGUAUGUAAGCAGGAGCUUCUAGAACCAAGCAAAUGUAAGAAAGGUAGACCUACAAAUGUACUUGCUGAUUAUGCAUUUUCUGAAGUUAUCAAAUAUUUUGAGAGUAAUGCUAAUAAACAAAUGUCUUUGUCUGACCUUGUUAAUGAGAUGGAAAAACUUUGUGGUACAGAUGCCUAUAGUAGCGUUUACAUGAAGAAGAAACUUCUAGAACAUUUUGGAGAUAGUAUCAUGAUAUCUGAAUUAAAUGGGAAACCAAGUGUUGUGACAUUUAAAAGUAACGCUCAUGGUAUUCUUCAUUCUUUCUAUCUAUCACAGAAACGAGAACAAUGA